GAGCAGCUGCAUUGCCUGGAGAAUAGAUGCGCGCGCGUCAUGUCUCCGUCUCUGUACCUCUCACUUAUGGAUCAUACAGCGAUGCGAUGCGCCGGACCUCCCCACGAACCUCCGUCGAUGGAUGUGGAGUAACAGCUCUGGCGUCAGAGGCAGCGACGCGUUUAUCGGAGUGGUUUGCCAAGGCAUUGGCAUGGCCUAGUAAUGAAUGGCGACGGGGCUCCCAGCAGCCCGGAGCACUCCUCCUGCACGCUGCCCGACUGGAAGGAGUUCUGUGAGCUUCACGCUCGAGCUUCUGCCACCGAUUUUGCCUACAAGUUCCGGCAAUUCAUCAGCGAGAACCCAUGCUACGACGCGCCCGGGGCUGACGCCAGCUUCUCGCAACACUUUGCUCAGCACUUCUUAACCUGCUUCUCUGCCGCCCUCGACCAAGUUCCUGGCUCUCCGGGCGACUCCUCCGCUCCCAAGUACAGCAUCGUGCCCUUUGUUGGCAUACAGAGCUGCACGCUGCCCUUCAGCCACGACCUCUACCAUCGGCGCAAAGACGUGGGGGCCUCGAGCGAAUCGCUGGAUAGCAUGGACAGCGGAGGGGGCGGAGCCAGCGGACAGGAACAGCAGACUCCCACCCGUAAGCUGGCGACCGUCAGCCAAUCCAGGAGUUCGGAGGAUGUGUCUUUGGGCCGACGCAAGGCUCGCUUCAAGAAGGGCUUCUCCCUCCGCAACAUGAGUCUGAGCGUGGUGGAUGGGGUGAAGGAGAUCUGGCACCGCAGGGCUUCUCCAGAACCGGACCCCUCGGGGGGCGCCAGGAGGACCAAUGGAGCCGAAUCCGUGGGGUCCGAACACUGGAGCCAGAAGCUCCGUCUGCCGCGGGGCACUCAGGGCCAUAAGGCGGAGCUGUUGGAGAUCCAGAGGGAGGGCGCACUGCGGUACAUGGUGGCCGAUGACACUAACUGUAUGGGAGCGGCGCAGUGGCAGAAGUGCAGGUUGCUGUUGAGGAAGACCGCCGCGCAUCUAGACGUAGGAGAGAAGUUCCAGCUUGAGUUCUACGUUCCACCAAAGUCAUCGAAACCCAAAGUGAGCGUCCCUCUGUCUGCUAUCGUGGAGGUGAGGACCACCAUGCCUCUGGAGAUGCCCGACAAAGACAACACAUUCGUGCUCAAGGUAGAAAACGGUGCCGAAUACAUUUUGGAGACCAUCGACUCUCUGCAGAAGAACUCGUGGGUCGCUGACAUCCAGGACUGCAUUGACCCCGGGGACAGCGGUGAUGACAUUGAGCUGGCGUCAUGCGCUCACAGCCAGCCGCACAAAGACUUCUCGCUGGUGUCGUCCUGUAGCUGUGAGCUGCUGUGUGACGGCUCACACUGGGGAUCCGAGCGGCUGUGCUCCGCUGCCGCUGACCAGUCGAGCGCCGGCCGCUGUCAGGAGCCGCCCAUCACCCAGCAUCCCUCACACGUCCCGUUAGAGCGCUUCCUGCAGUCUCCAGAGGCCCAGAGCGCUAGCACCCCGUCAGGAAGUCCAGGUGACCCCCCGGGCGAGGGGGAAGGAGAUGCCAGUUUGGCGGGUUACCCAUGGUUCCACGGGACGCUGUCACGGGUGCGGGCGGCUCAGCUCGUUCUGGCCGGCGGAGCACGGAGUCACGGCCUGUUCGUGAUCCGCCAGAGCGAGACGCGUCCCGGAGAAUACGUCCUCACCUUCAACUUCCAGGGAAAAGCCAAGCACCUGCGUCUGUCUGUGAACGACAGCGGUCAGUGUCACGUUCAUCACCUGUGGUUCCAGACGGUCUCCGACAUGCUACGCCACUUCCACGCUCACCCCAUCCCGCUGGAGUCCGGCGGAUCCACAGACAUCACGCUCCGCUCAUACGUACAAGUCCAGCGCUCUCCCACAGACGUGUCUCCUCACAUCCCGGCCGCUCCGCGGGACGCCCCCGUCUGUCGAGCCGAGGCCCAGUCGACGCAGCAGCUCUCGGGCUCCGCUCCUCCGCCGGACGCAGCGCUGUCCUCCAGCUCGUCCUCGUCUCCGAUGGCUCAGCCGAGCGCCGGCCUGCACAGCCGCAGCAGCAGCGCCGAGAGACUGCUGGAGCCCGGGGCCGCGGGGGCCGACGACUACCACGACAGCGACGGCCCCCGCCGGACUAGAGCUGUGGAGAACCAGUACUCCUUCUACUGAUGCCGCUCUCUCUUUGGGUGGCUUUAAACGUUUAGGACUGAUGCGUGCCAUUGAAAGACGCCUCUCCUGAUGGGCUGUGUUCAUCUCCAGAAAUGCAGUAAAAAUUAGUGAAAUAUUAUUAGAAUUUAAAACAGCGGCUUCUAUGUGAAGAUCUGUUGAACUUCCUUUUAUUUCUGUGACGCACAGAUGAAUUUUCAGCAUCAUUACUCCUUUAUGAAAAAACAAUUCUGAUGGUCAAGAAACAUUUAUUAUUAUUAUUAUUAUUAUUAUUAUUAUUAUUAUUAUUAUCGAUGUUAAAGACAGAUGAGCUGCCAAAUAUUUUUGAUCCAUUUUCUUUUUCAGGAUUAACAGAUGAAUGAAAAGUUCCAAUUUAAAAUAGCAUUUAUUUAAUAUAUAUAUAUACGUUAUAAAUGCUAUGUACUGAUUAUUUUAAUGCAUCUUUAGUUAAUAUGAGUAUAAAUUAAUUUUCCCCAAUCUUUUGAAUGGUGAUUGUUUUCUAAGCUGCAAAAACUAUUCAACAUCGAUAAUAAUCAGAAAUGUUUCUUGAGCAGCAUUAGAAUCAUUUCCAUCUCAUCUUUAAAUACUCAAAAUGUAUAUACUACUCAAAAAGUGAAUAACACCAACGACAGACAAUAAUUCAUAUCUGAUGUGCAUAUAGACACUCUUCUCUAAGAUCACAAUCAUUUUUAGGGACCUCAAGUGGCUUUAUACGUUUAUACGCUUUAUAUAGAUUUCUGCAGACAGCAUGUAGCAUGGAGAGCCCCGCCGGAGUGCUGUUGUAGGUUGAGCGUGGAAAGCUGUCUGGAGAAGGCUUUGAAGGCAUCUAAGAAGCAUCUAAGAGCUCUCUCAGCAUGGACACACAUAUCAGUCCCCUGCAGUCCUGCUGAAACCGGCCCAGUAGCAUUAUCUUUAACAUCACGUGACGUUUUCCUCACAGAAAUAAACUCUAUUUCACGGGAGAUUCACACAGAAAACCUCUGUUUUUAAUUGCGAUUAUAUUUCAUAAAUGUACUGAAAAGGUAAAACGUAAAAAAACAAUUCCAAGGUUUCGAAUGAUUUCGGUGGUGUAUAUUUGCUCUUCCUUUAUACACGACACGUCAUGCCAUGAUCUCCCAGGCAUCGGUGGAAAAAGACGCAUCGAACUCUCAGUUGUGUUUCCUGCGGUGUUUUAUGGGGUUUGGCAGAUGCUCCUGUUCCCUUCGUUCUGUGACAGUGAACACCUCCACGUGAUACGGUUAACCAGAACAUUACUAGUUCUCACGUCCUGGUCCUCAUCAGGGGACUCCUCUCUGGAUCUGAACCAUAGAGCUGAGGAGUUUCUUCAGGAGACCGUCUGAUGUGCGUCUCUCAGCUAAUCAAACUUUACCCUUAUCACGUUUAAUGAUGUUCACCUGUUUGGCGAAACAUUAUUCUAAUAUUAAUCAUUUAGGACAUCGGGGUGUACUUUUUUUGGUUGAUUUAUACAAAGCAGAUGUUUUUCAUUACUCGUCUAUUUGGUAUUUUUCAAAUAACGGCCGAAAGUGUCAACGAAGACGAGGCUUUUUACGGGCUGUGCUGAUUGGACGUCACCGUACUUUUGCGCGAGACAUUUUUGUGAUGUUUUCCUGCACAAAGGGCUUUAAACAUCAUCCGAUCUUCAUCGAUGGACAGUUCACCCCCCCC
Messenger RNA from Puntigrus tetrazona (Sumatra barb), 3828 nucleotides. Its product is annotated as SH2B adapter protein 2. Gene Ontology annotation, cellular component: plasma membrane. Gene Ontology annotation, biological process: antigen receptor-mediated signaling pathway; intracellular signal transduction. The transcript has 9 exons. NCBI's taxonomy places the organism in Eukaryota, Metazoa, Chordata, Actinopteri, Cypriniformes, Cyprinidae. Gene Ontology annotation, molecular function: transmembrane receptor protein tyrosine kinase adaptor activity. Bases 202 to 2166 code for a protein of 654 amino acids. The record is from RefSeq and is a predicted model, not a curated record.